This is a messenger RNA of Leptopilina heterotoma, 1056 nucleotides long. RefSeq lists its product as uncharacterized. The transcript has 3 exons. Lineage: Eukaryota; Metazoa; Arthropoda; Insecta; Hymenoptera; Figitidae. The record is from RefSeq and is a predicted model, not a curated record. Gene Ontology annotation, molecular function: RNA-DNA hybrid ribonuclease activity; nucleic acid binding. The coding region runs from base 1 to 1056 and encodes 351 amino acids.
AUGGUCAACUGGCUCUAUCAGAUGAUCUUAAAACCAAGGUUUCUUCACGCGGUGGUUGUCUGGUGGUCUAGGACUCAACUGAUAACGGUUAAAGAGAAACUAGGCCAACUGCAAGCAAUGAUUUUCAGGGGUAUUACGGGGGCAAUGAGGACCACGCCAACAGCUGCGUUGGGAUUCAUGCUUGCCGAGGUACCUCUGCAUAUUGCCGCGGUGAAAAAGGCGGCUCUUACUAUGAGCAGGUUAACUGCGCAGGGAAGGUGGAAGGUUGGUGGUAUACACACCAAGCUUCCACGCUCAAUUCUAUCAAUACCAGAAUUAAAAUGGACUGGAAGAAAGGUUUUCCACUUGGGGACGAAGUCUGGUAUACAGACGGCUCCAAGAUGGGACUGCGGUGCAGGCUUCGGAAUUUAUCGGAAAACUGGCUGCAUUAAAGUGGCUGAGUCUUUAGGACAACAUGCCACGGUCUGGCAGGCGGAGGUCUGUACGAUUUUAACUUGCGCCCAAAUAUCCAUUCGAAAUGGAACAAAGGGCAAGAGGAUUAGUAUUUGUGUGGAUAGUCAAGCGGCCUUAGGGGCUCUGAAAAAUCCCACAAUAGAAUCAAAACUCGUCUGGGAAUGCCGCAGCGUACUAGAUGAGUUGAGUUCAGCAAAUAGACUUUCAUUGAUUUGGGUACCGGGUCACUCGGGAAUCAAGGGUAAUGAAAGAGUAGACGUCUUGGCGAAAACCGGUUCCGAGACGAAAUUUAUAGGUCCUGAACCAGCAGUGGCAAUAAUGCCAUGCUUGGUUAAGGGAGCUAUAGAAAGAUGGGGUGAAAAGGAACAUGAGAAGUAUUGGGCGAACGUUGGGGUGGGAAGGCAAGCGAAAACUCUGUUGGGGUUAGCACUCAACAAGAAGCGAGCGAGCGAUCUCCUAAAACUCGAUAAGAUCAGAGUUAGAACCGUAGUUCGUCUACUUACGGGUCAUGGACUAUUGAACUACAGUACCGUCCGAAAUUCUAUUGAAAAUAUUUUUAUGUUGUUCGACUCAAACCACGAGAAGGAAAUGUAUUGUGAGUAA